AAUGGCCAACAAUACAAACUCUACAAAUACCGAAUCAGUUGAACUUGAUAAUGUUACCAAUGGCGGAAAUGGAAAAUAUUUUAUGACAGGAACAAUAAGAAGAGGAAAAGAGGCUGGUUUAGUCGAAGUUCAAAUUGAGCUAUCAGAAAAGGACAUAACUAGAAUUCAGGAUAAUUUAAAUAGUGAUAAAAGAGAUAAUAUUAAAGGAUUUCAAUGCCAACGAAGUUAUGGCAUACAUAUUCUUAUAUUAACAUUGCUAUUUACACCGUUUGCCUUCAUUAUUGGAAUUUGUACAAACUUUUACUACGGUACAAUAUGUUGGUAUAACAUAUAUUUAAUCUAUAAUGAGAACGAAUCGAUAUGGAAGAAAUUAUUAUUUUGCCCAGUCCUUGUUAUAUUCUAUCCGCUAAUAAUAACCUGUCAUUGUUUAGUUAUUGGUUUCUACUAUACAAUUAAACAGGUAAAAUUGAAUAGCGAAGACUGGAAUACUGAAAUGAAAGAUAUCGAUAAAGGUUCUUUACCAUUUUACUGUGACUUAUUAGGAUAUCCCGAAUGUAGUCCCUACGACCUCAUUACCCUAGCAGAAGGAUCUAGUUCACCUGAACCAGAUUUUAGAUCAUCAAUAAGUACCAACGAAUAA
Dimorphilus gyrociliatus is the source of this 640-nucleotide messenger RNA. Lineage: Eukaryota; Metazoa; Annelida; Polychaeta; Dinophilidae. The record is from the annotation of a GenBank genome assembly.